AUAAACAGUACACUUUUAGUUUCAUCAACUAAAGAAAUUUUAAAAACUUUGAAAAAGCAAAGAGGGGGUUAUCAGGGAUUUGAACACUAUGGAACGACAUCAGUGUCCUGUGUGUGAGAAAUGGCUUUCAAAAUCUGAUCGUUUGUCUAAUCACAUGAGAAUCCAUACUGGAGAAAAGCCGUAUACCUGUUCUGUCUGCGGAAAAUCGUUCAGACAGUCAUCAAACUUGAGCCAACACAUGAGAAAUCAUACUAAAGAAAGACCAUUUAGUUGUGAGGUUUGUCACAAAACAUUUACACAGUCUGGGACAUUAACUGAUCAUAUGAGAGUGCAUACCGGAGAAAAACCAUUCUCCUGCUCUAUAUGCUCAAAAUCUUUUGCUCAAUCCUCUGUGUUGAGAACACACAUGAGAAGUCACACCGGAGAAAAACCAUAUCAUUGUUCGGUUUGUACCAAAUCUUGCGCGACCGUCAGUGAUAUAAGGAAGCACAUGAGAACCCAUACUGGGGAAAGACCUUUCACCUGCUCUAUUUGUGAAAAAUCCUUUGCAGAUUCUGGAAACUUGUCAAAGCACAUGAAAAUUCAUAAUAUUGAGAAGCCUCCAAGACAAUUAUGUGAGAAAGCAAUAGCUGACGCAAAAAAGCUUGAAACGAAAGAGCUUAAGGAAGGACAGAACCUUCUUUAUGAAUCAAAAGGAAAACUUACCGGACAAAUUUAUGUAGAAAAACGAGAAUUAAAAACUGACCAGGAUGACAGUUUAGACGUGUCUCUUGAUUCCCCUGAAUCCCUUGAAGUCCUGGUUGACCUGGAUACUGGGAUCCGUGUGUUUAAAACCGAGGAAGUUAUCUACAAGGAAGAGAUCUACAAGGAAGAGAUCUACAAAGAAGAGUUCUACAAGGAAGAGAUCUACAAGGAAGAGCCUGAUCCUAAUCAGCCUAUGAAGUUGGAGGAUCAAGAAAAGCUUGAAGUUAUUAUUAAGGAAGAAGAAGGUUCGACUUCACCCUAUACUUGUACAGUGUGCAAUGAAUCUUUUUCCCUGAACUUCUUUUUGAAUAAACAUAUGAGAACUCACAAAACAAACAAAGAGUAUCCGUGUUCAUUUUGUGAAAAAGUAUUUAAAGAAUCUGCUACGUUAACGUCGCACAUGAGACUUCAUACUGGAGAAAGACCGUUUUCUUGUUCAUUCUGUGAGAAAACGUUUUCACAAGCUGGGAACUUGGCAACACAUAUUAGAAUUCAUACGGGUGAGAAACCAUACACCUGUGCAGUUUGCAACAAGGAUUUUGUUCAAUCAAAUCAGUUGAAAAGCCACAUGAGAGUCCACACUGGUGAGAAACCAUACAGUUGUCCCUUCUGUUUGAGGACUUUCAGUAAUUCUACUACUUUGAGGAAACACAAGAAAACACAAAUACACAGAGGUGAAACACCCUACUUGUGCACAACAUGCCAAGCAUCUUUCCCAGAUUCGAUAACUUUUACUGAGCAUACAGAAUCCCACAAUAAGGUUAAGACAUAUCCCUGUCCUAUAUGCCAGAAACAAUUUAAAAAGUCUCAUCUUCUGGCAAAGCACAAGAAAAUCCAUCUAGGUUUAAAGCCCCACUCCUGUUCUAUCUGUGGAGUUUCCUAUGCAGAAUCUUCGAAUCUUGUAAUACACAUGAGAAACCAUACUGGAGAAAGACCAUACAGUUGCAAACUCUGUGAUCAUACCUUUAUACGCUCCAGUACUUUGUCAGAACACAUGAGAACACAUACUGGAGAGAAACCAUUCCAAUGUUCUCAAUGUGAUAAAGCGUUUACUCAAUCUUCUCAAUUAAAUGUUCAUAUGAGAAUUCAUACAGGAGAGAAACCAUUCAGCUGCAGUAUUUGUGAGAAAACUUUCGCAAUAAACAGUGGUUUAACAAGACACAUGAUGAUACAUACUGGAGAACGGCCUUAUACUUGUACUAUCUGUGAAAAAUCCUAUGCGGAUAGUAGUAACUUUUCAAAACAUAAGAAAACUCAUUUGAAAGAGAACAAAUACCAAGUCUAAUUAAAUUUUUCCCUCUCUAUACUUUUUUUAAUUUGUUGAAGUAGCUUAACUUUUUUUUGUAGGUGCAACGUUUUUCCGCCAAUCGUUAUAAAUGAUGUAUGCGAAUAAAAUAGAAAAUCUAAGAAA
Messenger RNA from Eurytemora carolleeae, 2155 nucleotides. Its product is annotated as zinc finger protein 883. Bases 89 to 2029 code for a protein of 646 amino acids. Gene Ontology annotation, biological process: regulation of DNA-templated transcription. NCBI's taxonomy places the organism in Eukaryota, Metazoa, Arthropoda, Copepoda, Calanoida, Temoridae. The record is from RefSeq and is a predicted model, not a curated record. Gene Ontology annotation, molecular function: DNA-binding transcription factor activity, RNA polymerase II-specific; RNA polymerase II cis-regulatory region sequence-specific DNA binding. The transcript has 2 exons.